AUGAGCCUCUCUGAUCCUGCCAGUAACCUGACCACCGGUGUGCCCCGAGACUCCCUGACCGUGGCCUUAGUGAAGAAUUUGUUCACUGUGGUCCUCAGCAUCUCCAUCAUCUUCAUCAAUGGGACGUUGAUCCACACCUUCAGACAGCACCAGGUCCUAAACUCCAACCCACGCUACAUCCUCUACAUCCACCUGGUGGCCAACGACAUCAUCCUGCUCACAAUGAUCACACUCUUGCUGUUGAUAAGCUACACACUUCUCAGAGUCAACGCCUCCAUCUGCAUGUUCAUGAUCAUUGUCGCAGUGCUCGCCAACUUGAACAACCCUUUCACUCUGGCUGCCAUGGCGCUGGAGUGCUACGUGGCCAUCUGCUUCCCGCUGCGCCACGUGCAGAUCUGCACCGUCAACAACACCUACGUGGUGAUCGGACUGGUGUGGGUGAUCAGCUCGCUCACCAUCCUGCCAGACCUCUUUGUCGUCUUGGCGACAGAGUCUCUGGACUUCUUUCACUCUGGCAUUUUCUGCAUCCGAGAUAAAAUGUUCCGGAGCCCAGAGCUGAAAGAGAAGCGGGACAUUUCCUUCAUGGUGCUCCUCGUCCUUGUCUGGCUCACUCUGGUCUACGCCUACUUCAACAUUCUGUGUGCAGCGCGUGGUGCCACCAGCGACGCCAGGAAAGCCAGGAACACCGUCCUGCUUCAUGGGUUCCAGCUCUCGCUUUGCAUGCUGAACUACACCCACAGCCACAUCACCAGCGGACUGAUCGCUCUGUUACCACAGGCCAUCACAGACAUCCUCUUCAUCACCAGCAUCCUGCUCCAGGCGCUGCCAAGGCUGGUCAAUCCACUCGUCUAUGGUCUCAGAGACAAAACCAUCCGCAAGUGUGUGAAGAGAAGUCUGUGUGGUGCUGGAAGAGACGGCGCCAUCCAGAGGAAAGAUGAAGAGAGGCCUGCAGGGGGCCACGCUCGCUGA
Messenger RNA from Synchiropus splendidus (mandarinfish), 969 nucleotides. RefSeq names its product odorant receptor 131-2-like. Gene Ontology annotation, biological process: G protein-coupled receptor signaling pathway. The record is from RefSeq and is a predicted model, not a curated record. NCBI's taxonomy places the organism in Eukaryota, Metazoa, Chordata, Actinopteri, Syngnathiformes, Callionymidae. The transcript is spliced from 2 exons. Gene Ontology annotation, cellular component: membrane. Bases 1 to 969 code for a protein of 322 amino acids. Gene Ontology annotation, molecular function: G protein-coupled receptor activity.